UCACCCACUCGCUCAGUCCCAUCUUCACGCUCAUUCCCCUCACUCACCCACUCCCCCAAAUCCCUAGCCCGCGGCGGCGACGCACCUCCCCCUCACCUGCGUCGGCGAUGCACCUCCCCCUCACCUGCGUUGGCGACUCAGCCGUGUCGCCGCCCUUCUCCCCAAGCGUCGCCUCCUCGCAUUCUCGUCCGCGUCGCCUCUUCCUCUCGCCCGCAUCCUCUGCAUCACGGUCGAGCCAAAGUUGGUUGUUUUAGCGAGGUCGAGUUGGAGCCUGACGAGCGCGGGCACGGCGGCCUUGUUCUGCUCGACGACGGCGGCGACGGACGCUGGCGCUCCUCGUCGCCAUCGACCUGCAAGGAGGAGCGUCGUGUUGGACGCUGCCAUCCCAAACGCUGCUGGUGCUCCAUCGCUUCUAAGUUCCUCGUCACCUGCUCCUAGGUCGCCCCCGAAGUCGAGCUCCCCACGCUCGACCUGCAAGAUGUACUGUGGCCAAGAACUGCUCUCUGCCGCGUGAGUAGAUUGGAAAGGCAAGGCGCAAGGAGCGAUUGGAAAGGCUGCUGCUGCUCCUGGACGAUGCAGCUCCUGAUGCCACUACCCCUUGUCGAUUCGGGCAUGAGCACAUUCUUGGAGUGGAUCUGCAUUUCAAAUAGUUUACAAGUGGGAGUACAUGGAGUACUACAGAUUAAAUCGAGGAGAAGAUGGUCCCUGCUCCGUGAUGAUGCCGCCGUUACCUACGACUUCCUCAACCACCACCACCACGACUUCGUCGAACAUGACUGGGUGUCUGGCCUCCCAUGCUCCAGGAAAGGAAGUCAUGAGGUUGAUGUAUAUGCACACUAAGCGGAUCUGUUGGAUCCCUAUUUUGAACUCUAUUCUGUAUGUAGUGCCAGGUUUUUGAAAAUAGGUACUGUGCGAUUAUUCUGAACUCUAUUCUGGAUGUAGUGCCAGGUUUUUGAAGAUAGAUACCUAAUGCGAUUAUUCUGUAUGAACUUGCAAUACGUACUCCUGAACGGGGAUCAGCGCCGGCCGAGAGGAUGUGCGUGUCCAGAAGGGGAUCGCCAUCGGAUCCUGGGCGCCGGCGUCUCCUUAACGGGAUCGCGGCGCCGUCUCCUGAAGCGAUCCUGAAGUAGAUCGCCGUCUCCUGAAGCGAUCCUGAAGCAGAUCGUACGAUGGACGGGCGGCGGCUUUGAUGUGCGAGGGCGACGGCGAAGGUUAGGAUCGCCCGCGGCACAGGGAUGGAUGUCCGGCGGGGGCGAAGGGGUGGAUCGGGCGUGCGAAGGGCUGGUUGGCGGCGGAGAACGAUCUGCUCGUAGGGUUUUUUUUGGUACGGGUUUUUUUCGCAGGAGGGUUGCGAGUUAACGGAGGUGGGAGGAUGACGAAAAAACCCAGCGAAAAUAAACCGCAGAGACUAUUCAUCAAGUCGUCCAUUAGGAGUAGAGAUUUUUGUUAGCACGUUGCGUUGUCACGCCAUUGUCUCCGUGGACGCGUUGCUUCAUUCAUUCACGCCCCCGCCAUUGUCGUUGGCGCGAAGGCCCGAAACAACAGACGUACGCGUGCCAAAUUAAGGCAGCCCCAAAGGACCGUGCCCUCCGACCAUUCCUCCCGUCACCUCUGUCCUCCCCUCCACAUCUCUCCCGGCGCGUGGUCGGUCGGGGGCUGCCAUUGGCCUCCGCCGCCACCGCCCGGACCACGUACGUCGGCCGAUCGCCCGAUCAACUAACCAGCCUGCAGACCCCUACGCGCGCACGGUGUACGUGUCCCCAUCUCCGAAAAUGCACCGGUGGCUCAUCGGGGGCUGCGGCGACAUGCGCCCGCCCCGCCGCCGCAUCCAAGAACCGCAAGUCCAAGAGGAGCCUCGGCCGCGUCGGCGCACGUCGUCCCCGCCGAAGCUGAGGAAGACGAGCUCGGAGCCGAUUAUGCUCUCCCUGCCCAAGGACCUGGCGGAGUUUCGGGCGAUGUCUGUGUACGGGAACCUCAAGCUCUUCACGUACGACCAGCUCCGGCAGGCCACCGGCGACUUCAGCCCCACCCAGAUCAUCGGGGAGGGCGGCUUCGGCGUGGUCUACAAGGGUGUCGUUGGCGCUAUGGUGGUCGCCGUCAAGCGGCUCAACCCGGAGGGCAUUCAGGGCGACCGGGAGUGGCUGACAGAGGUGAGUUGCCUAGGGCAGUACAGCCACCCGAACCUGGUGGAGCUCAUCGGCUACUGCUACGACGACGACCACCGGCUGCUGGUGUACGAGUUCAUGGCCAAGGGCAGCCUCGAGAACCACCUCUUCCGACGCGCGUGCACCCUGUCGUGGACGACCCGGGUGAGGAUCGCGCUGGACGUGGCGAGGGGGCUGGCCUACCUCCACGGCGCGGCGCGGCCCAUCAUCUACCGCGACUUCAAGACCUCCAACAUCCUGCUCGACGCCGACUUCGGCGCGAAGCUGUCGGACUUCGGGCUGGCCAAGGAGGGGCCGGUGGGCGGGAAGACGCACGUGUCCACCCGGGUGAUGGGCACCUACGGCUACGCGGCGCCGGAGUACAUGGCGACGGGGCACCUCACGGCGAUGAGCGACGUCUACGGCUUCGGCGUUGUGCUGCUGGAGAUGCUGGUGGGGCGGCGAGCGCUGGAGCCGAGCCUGGCGGGGAGGGCGGGCAACCUGGUGGACUGGGCGCGCCCGAUCCUCAUCCGGGGCAGGAAGCUGGAGAAGAUCGUGGACGCCAGGAUGGCGCAGCAGGGCGCCUACUCGGCGCGCGCGCUGGAGCGGGUGGCGAGGCUGGCGUACGACUGCCUCAGCCAGAACCCCAAGGUCCGGCCCGCCAUGAGCCGGGUCGUGCUCGUGCUCGAGGCCGCGCUCGCCAUCCCGCCGGAGGAGGUGGACGACGGCGAUGGAGGCCGUGGCGGCGGCGACGCCUCUCCGACUCCGGGCCGGUGAUCGAUGUGUUGUACGCGAUGUUGUGUAUGUAGGUUUUUGUUUUGGUAACUGCGAGAGGUAGGUGUGUGUGGGUGCGUGUAAAUUUAAAUGUGGAGAGAAAGCGCGGUUUGUGGACGAACUACUCAAAAUCGUUUUUUGUUCAAAAAUAAAAUGUGUUCGUGAUGGAUA
Messenger RNA from Triticum aestivum (bread wheat), 3089 nucleotides. Its product is annotated as probable serine/threonine-protein kinase PBL17. The record is from RefSeq and is a predicted model, not a curated record. Gene Ontology annotation, molecular function: ATP binding; protein kinase activity. Lineage: Eukaryota; Viridiplantae; Streptophyta; Magnoliopsida; Poales; Poaceae. Gene Ontology annotation, biological process: protein phosphorylation. The transcript has 7 exons. The coding region runs from base 1773 to 2921 and encodes 382 amino acids.